Penicillium waksmanii is the source of this 792-nucleotide messenger RNA. RefSeq names its product ankyrin repeat domain-containing protein. Gene Ontology annotation, molecular function: protein binding. The transcript has a single exon. The record is from RefSeq and is a predicted model, not a curated record. NCBI's taxonomy places the organism in Eukaryota, Fungi, Ascomycota, Eurotiomycetes, Eurotiales, Aspergillaceae. The coding region runs from base 1 to 792 and encodes 263 amino acids.
AUGAAGCGGGGCUAUGAUUUGGAACAGGAGAAUGACUAUGGGAAAAACGCUUUGCAUGUUGCAGUAGAAGCUGGGAAAUGCUCCAUGGUUCGCUUCCUAUUGGACCAUGUGGAUUGUAUUGAUAGCCGUGGGGAAUUUGGUCACUCUGUCCUUCAUUAUGCAACCAAGCACAACCGCGUUGCCAUUCUCAGGCUUUUGCUAGCUCAAGGUGCUGACAUCAAUUGGACUACCAAAGACGGCGAAACCGUAGUCCAUUCGGCUGCGAUGUGGAAUAAAGCCGAAGCUCUAUGUCUGCUCGUGGAUCAUGGGGCUAAGGUUGAGCUGAGAGAUUUCAAAGGGCAGACUGCUCUGCAUCUGGCUGCUCGAAAUUUGAACCAAGAAAUUGCGGCAUUUCUGCUCGACAAAGGCGCUAGUAUUGAGUCCAGAGACUAUCAGGGACGAACGCCUCUGCACUUUUCAUCUUUGCGCGGUGUGUUAGAUUCUUGCGAUGAUUUCUUAGAUGUGGUUCGGCUUUUGGUAGAACGAGGGGCCAACAUCAAUGCUCGAACUACAGAUGGAGAGACUCUACUAGUGAGGCUGGAAGAAGCUCAGGGUUUUUCCAGAUUUAAACAAAGGAUCGAAGCAGAACUUCUCGUCCUGGGAUUCAGCGAUGUCGAAGAAGCAGAGGGUGGUAUCAAUGAACGAGUGUAUGAGGAUGCCGAGGUGGAAGGUGAUAGCAGUGAAGACCUUCAAGAGAUGUACUGGGAUGCCAGACAGGCAGAAAUUGAUAUCAAUAGUGAACACGAGGCAUAG